This is a messenger RNA of Exophiala bonariae, 1947 nucleotides long. Its product is annotated as succinate dehydrogenase flavoprotein subunit. The coding region runs from base 1 to 1947 and encodes 648 amino acids. Gene Ontology annotation, biological process: mitochondrial electron transport, succinate to ubiquinone; tricarboxylic acid cycle. NCBI's taxonomy places the organism in Eukaryota, Fungi, Ascomycota, Eurotiomycetes, Chaetothyriales, Herpotrichiellaceae. Gene Ontology annotation, molecular function: electron transfer activity; succinate dehydrogenase (quinone) activity; flavin adenine dinucleotide binding. The transcript has 7 exons. The record is from RefSeq and is a predicted model, not a curated record.
AUGAGUUCUUCAUCUAUCUUGCGGAGCUUGACUCCUGCCGCAAAGUUCUCUCGAUCCUUUGCUCGGAGCACGAGACAUUUCAGUUCAACUCGACCUGCCGCACUUAUUUAUGGCACCCAACCUUUACGAGCGAAAGAAGCCGAGGGACCAAUCAGCCGACAAUACCCAGUCAUCGACCAUGAAUAUGAUGCGGUUGUCGUUGGUGCAGGUGGUGCAGGUCUAAGAGCAGCUUUUGGCCUGGCUGAAGCGGGCUUCAACACAGCCUGUAUAUCCAAACUAUUCCCUACUCGAAGCCACACGGUGGCGGCCCAGGGAGGAAUCAAUGCAGCGCUCGGAAAUAUGCACGAAGACGACUGGAGAUGGCACAUGUACGAUACUGUUAAGGGAUCCGAUUGGCUUGGAGACCAAGACGCCAUCCAUUAUAUGACUCGUGAAGCCCCUCGAUCCGUCAUUGAACUCGAAGGAUAUGGCUGCCCAUUUUCGCGAACCGAGGACGGACGGAUAUACCAAAGAGCAUUCGGUGGUCAAUCACAGAAGUACGGUAAAGGCGGGCAGGCAUACCGCUGCUGUGCUGCUGCCGACAGAACUGGCCACGCUCUCCUGCAUACACUAUACGGUCAAUCAUUAAAUUACAACACCAACUAUUUCAUCGAAUACUUCGCCUUGGAUUUGAUAAUGGAAGAUGGUGAAUGUCGAGGAGUCCUCGCCUACAACCAGGAAGAUGGCACCCUGCACAGAUUCCGCGCAAACAACACAGUCUUAGCAACUGGUGGUUAUGGUCGAGCCUAUUUCAGUUGUACAUCCGCCCAUACUUGCACGGGUGACGGCAUGGCUAUGGUUGCCCGUGCAGGACUACCCAACCAGGAUCUCGAAUUCGUCCAAUUCCACCCUACUGGUAUCUAUGGUGCUGGAUGUCUGAUCACCGAGGGUUCUCGAGGUGAGGGAGGUUAUCUAUUGAACUCGGAAGGUGAACGAUUCAUGGAACGAUAUGCACCAACUGCCAAGGAUUUGGCUUCUCGAGAUGUCGUCUCAAGAUCCAUGACCAUGGAAAUCCGAGAGGGGCGUGGUGUCGGUCCGGAUAAAGAUCACAUUUAUCUGCAACUGAGCCAUCUACCAGCAGAGGUGCUACACGAACGUCUUCCUGGUAUCUCCGAGACAGCAUCCAUCUUUUCUGGUGUCGAUGUUACGAAACAACCGAUCCCCGUUCUUCCGACUGUGCAUUACAACAUGGGUGGUAUCCCCACCAAAUAUACUGGUGAAGUUCUCCGCAUCAACGACCAAGGCGGUGACGAGGUUGUUCCUGGUCUAUUCGCAUGCGGCGAGGCUGCAUGUGUCAGUGUUCACGGUGCCAACAGACUUGGUGCCAAUUCUUUGUUGGAUCUGAUCGUCUUCGGGCGAGCCGUUUCGCAUACUAUCCGUGAUAAUUUCUCCCCUGGAGCACCUCUCAAAGAGCUUGCAUCAGAUGCGGGUGCAGAUUCGAUCAACGUUCUUGACAAGGUCCGAAAUGCGGACGGUCCCAAGAGCACCAACGAGAUUCGAGCCGCCAUGCAAAAGACCAUGCAAACUGAUGUCAGUGUUUUCCGAACUCAAGAAUCCCUGGAUGAGGGUGUCAGAAAGAUCAAUGAGGUCGAUCAGACAUUCGACCAAGUGGGUAUCAAAGACCGCAGCAUGAUCUGGAACUCCGACCUGGUGGAGACACUGGAACUUCGAAAUCUAUUGACUUGCGCAACACAAACGGCAGCAUCAGCAGCCAACCGCAAGGAGUCUCGUGGCGCUCAUGCCCGUGAAGAUUACCCUGAGCGUGAUGAUCAAAACUGGAUGAAGCACACACUGUCAUGGCAGAAAGCUCCCCAUGGAAAGGUUGAGCUCGGUUACCGAGCCGUGGUCGGCACCACUUUGGAUGAGAAUGAGUGCAAGGCUGUGCCUCCGUUCAAGAGAACAUAUUAG